This is a messenger RNA of Varanus komodoensis (Komodo dragon), 527 nucleotides long. RefSeq names its product ribosomal protein S17 (gene RPS17). Gene Ontology annotation, molecular function: structural constituent of ribosome. Gene Ontology annotation, biological process: translation. Gene Ontology annotation, cellular component: ribosome. The transcript has 5 exons. Bases 74 to 481 code for a protein of 135 amino acids. NCBI's taxonomy places the organism in Eukaryota, Metazoa, Chordata, Lepidosauria, Squamata, Varanidae. The record is from RefSeq and is a predicted model, not a curated record.
CGCUCUAGCGUGGUUCGCUCAAUAGUUUCCUUCCCGGCAUCCUCUACUCUCUCUUCGACCGGCCGACGCCGACAUGGGACGUGUGCGCACAAAGACGGUGAAAAAGGCCGCCCGGGUCAUAAUUGAAAAAUAUUAUACUCGCCUUGGGAAUGACUUCCACACAAAUAAGCGAGUAUGUGAGGAGAUUGCCAUCAUCCCUAGCAAGAAGUUGCGCAACAAAAUUGCUGGGUAUGUUACCCAUCUGAUGAAACGCAUUCAAAGAGGGCCAGUCAGAGGCAUCUCCAUCAAACUGCAGGAAGAGGAAAGAGAAAGAAGGGAUAACUAUGUCCCUGAGGUCUCUGCCCUGGAUCAGGAGAUCAUUGAAGUGGACCCCGAUACCAAGGAAAUGUUGAAGCUGCUGGACUUUGGCAGCCUGUCCAACCUGCAGGUCACACAACCCACUGUAGGGAUGAACUUCAAAACCCCAAGAGGUGCCAUCUGAAGCCAUUUCUGUACUCUUGCUUUUACAAUAAAUCUAUAGAAACUAA